Mollisia scopiformis is the source of this 1434-nucleotide messenger RNA. RefSeq lists its product as uncharacterized. The transcript has 2 exons. Gene Ontology annotation, cellular component: plasma membrane. Gene Ontology annotation, biological process: cellular response to pH. The record is from RefSeq and is a predicted model, not a curated record. Lineage: Eukaryota; Fungi; Ascomycota; Leotiomycetes; Helotiales; Mollisiaceae. The coding region runs from base 1 to 1434 and encodes 477 amino acids.
AUGCCCUUUCCAUUCACACUUCCAACGACAUCGGCCUUCUCGUUCUCUACAUUCUUCACAAGUGAUUCUCAUCCUUCAUUACCUCUUUCAGCAAGCACGUAUCGAGGUGUGUUGAGAGAUACUCUGAAGAAACACAAGCGUUUACCUCCCUCUGAGCAAUCUCCGCAUCUUGCUUCCGUUCUAUUGAGUCUGAACAAUUACAUUCCCUACCUCCUUGCUCUAGAUGACGGGCUAGGAAGCAAACAGGUCGCUGGAGAAGAGGUAGAUGUCGUUCUCAAAUCCACACCCACCUCAGAAUGGCGACCGACAUUAUCAGAGGCAGCCGUGCCAGGUCGUGAGAUGGGUCGACUCAAGAUCCAGUCCCUAGAAUACGAGACAUAUUUCGUUCUAUCAACUCUGUCUUAUACCUACACGCUUCUCUCUCGAGUCUCACUUCACCCUCUGUACUCCUCAGCAACAGCCUCGCCGAGUACAGAACAACGAACACUAGCCAUUACCACAGCCACAAAACAUCUCCUACAGGCAGCCUCAAUUCACGACUACUUGUCUACACGAUCUGAUCAGGUUUCAUCAGCUCCACCUUGUGUUGAUAUUGCCAAAUCGACCUUCAAAGCGCUCACUUCUCUCGCUCUAGCCGAGGCCACUCUCCUUGCCGUCCUGAAGGAUGAUCCAUAUCCUGCAGCGGUUGCCCAAGAUCGUAACAAGAAUGACAAAGAAUGGAUGAUCAAGGCACCUGAAAUUCCCAAGGUUCGAGCACAUCUGUUUGCUCGACUUUGUCUUGCAGCAGCUGAGCAUGCGGCGAAUACGCUUUCUUUGCUGCACACCAGCUCCGGAGCGACAAAGGGGAAGGUAGAUGGCGAUCUGUUGAAGUAUGUGGAAGAUUUGAGAAGAACGGGAAGAGGGAAAGCUUGUCGAUUCUUUGGUAUCGAUGCAGAAUUGGGAGGUCAGACUGGUGCUGCGAUUGCAUGGCUGAAGGCUGGAAUGCACGAACUCGGACUUGGUGCGAAAGGGGAAGCGAGGAAAGGUCUCGUAUUUGCAAGGAUGAAGAAAGGGUGGGAUGAGAAGAGGGAGGAUAAGCGUGUAGAGAAGGGUUCGCAUUGGGGAUCCGAUGCGGGGAGAUUCGAAGAAGGAAGAGUGAUUGAAAUGUUGGAGAAGAAAUGGACUAAGAUGAACGACACGAUAAAUACACAAGAAAUACCUCCGACUGGACCCCUUAUGGCCUCAAUGCCAUCUGGGAGAGAGAUGCAUAAAGUGACGCCUUUCGUACCACUUGUCCUUGAUACAUCGAUCUUGGAAAGCAUGCGAGCUCCGCCCGAUCGAGCUGAUGACUAUGGAGUUGAUGGGAGUUCGGAAGAUGAAGCGGAGGAACAGGCACCUGCAGGAGCAUUUCCAGGAACUAAAGGCGAUUACUCGGGUAGUGGUAGCUAUUAUUGA